GGCAGAUGAAAAAGAACAUCCAGGGAAACAGUUGUCAAUGUCGAUUUGGAUAGAACUGAACGAUCUAAGGAAUCAGUUAAAAUGGAAACCGAGGACCCCGAGGUUGUUGAAAUGGCCUUUUGCCAGCGUCAUAUGAAUCGCUUUGAGGUUCGGAAGUGGGUUGGCUUCGCGAGUUGGUCUUGGGACAUCAAGGUGGACAACUGCGCCAUUUGCCGCAACCUGAUGACGGAUCUGUGCAUCGAGUGCCAGGCCAACCAGGUAUCGGAAUUGGAGGCUGAUUGCAACGUGGCAUGGGGCACGUGCAACCACGCCUACCACUUCCACUGCAUUUCUCGCUGGCUCAAGACGCGUCCAAUUUGUCCUCUAGACAACAAAGAUUGGCAGUUUCAAAAAAUCGGCUACUAAGUUCCCAUCUUAAAUGCAAAUAUUAACAUCGUUAAACCUUUCUAUUUUCACUAUUUAAAUAUGUAAUGCCUUUUCAAAAAAUUGUUGACUCCAAUAAAUGUUGUGGCUAAUUUUAAA
Drosophila ficusphila is the source of this 522-nucleotide messenger RNA. RefSeq names its product RING-box protein 1-like. Gene Ontology annotation, cellular component: nucleus; cullin-RING ubiquitin ligase complex. The coding region runs from base 82 to 405 and encodes 107 amino acids. Gene Ontology annotation, biological process: protein ubiquitination; ubiquitin-dependent protein catabolic process. The record is from RefSeq and is a predicted model, not a curated record. Lineage: Eukaryota; Metazoa; Arthropoda; Insecta; Diptera; Drosophilidae. Gene Ontology annotation, molecular function: zinc ion binding; cullin family protein binding; ubiquitin protein ligase activity. The transcript has 3 exons.